AUGUUGGACAUUAAUCUAUUUAUUGAAGAGAAAGGUGGUAACCCAGAACUUAUUAGACAAUCUCAAAAGGCCAGAGGUGACAGUGUUGAGCUAAUCGAUGAUAUUAUUGCCGAAUACAAGGACUGGGUCAAGACCAGAUUUGAUCUUGAUGAAUUGAACAAGAACUUAAACAAAGUCCAAAAGGCCAUUGGUUUGAAAUUCAAGAAUAAGGAAGAUGCCUCCGAAUUAUUGAAGGAAAAAGAUGAAUUAACCAACAAGAAGAAGGAAUUGACUGAAAAGGAACAAAAGGAAGAUGCUGACCUAAAGCAAAAGAUUGGUACUGUUGGUAACAUUGUCCACCCAUCUGUUGUUAUCUCUAACGAUGAAGAGAACAACGAAUUGGUACGUACCUGGAAACCAGAAGGUCUAGAAGAAGUUGGUCCAAUUGCUUCUGUCACUGGUAAGCCAGCUGCUCUAUCUCAUCAUGAAAUUCUAUUGAGAUUGGAUGGUUACGACCCAGAACGUGGUGUCAAGAUCUCUGGUCACAGAGGUUUCUUCCUAAGAAACUGUGGUGUUUUCUUAAACCAAGCUUUGAUUAAUUACGGUCUUCACUUCUUAGCCUCUAAGGGCUACACCCCAAUGCAAGCUCCAGUUAUGAUGAACAAAGAAGUUAUGGCUAAGACUGCUCAAUUAUCUCAAUUCGAUGAAGAAUUAUACAAGGUUAUCGAUGGUGAUGAUGAAAAAUACUUGAUUGCUACUUCUGAACAACCAAUCUCCGCCUACCACAGUGGUGAAUGGUUCGAAAAGCCACAAGAACAACUUCCAAUUAGAUACGCUGGUUACUCUUCUUGUUUCCGUAGAGAAGCUGGUUCUCAUGGUAAGGAUGCUUGGGGUAUCUUUAGGGUUCAUGCUUUUGAAAAAAUUGAACAAUUUGUUUUAACAGAACCUGAAAAGUCUUGGGAAGAAUUCGAUAAAAUGAUCAACUACUCUGAAGAAUUUUACCAAAGUUUGAAACUACCAUACCGUGUUGUUGGUAUCGUUUCUGGUGAAUUAAACAAUGCUGCUGCCAAGAAAUACGAUUUAGAAGCUUGGUUCCCAUACCAAAAGGAAUACAAAGAACUGGUUUCUUGUUCCAACUGUACUGACUACCAAUCCAGAAAUCUAGAAAUUAGAUGUGGUAUUAAGAAGAUGAGUGAAAGAGAAAAGAAGUAUGUCCAUUGUUUGAACUCUACUUUGUCCGCCACUGAAAGAGCUCUAUGUUGUAUUCUAGAAAACUACCAAACUGAAGAUGGUUUGAUCGUUCCAGAAGUUCUAAGAAAGUUCGUUCCAGGUGAACCAGAAUUCUUACCAUUCGUUAAGGCUCUACCAAAGAACUCUACUUCCAACAAAAAGAAAUAG
Maudiozyma saulgeensis is the source of this 1377-nucleotide messenger RNA. NCBI's taxonomy places the organism in Eukaryota, Fungi, Ascomycota, Saccharomycetes, Saccharomycetales, Saccharomycetaceae. The record is from the annotation of a GenBank genome assembly.